Molecule: messenger RNA, 1491 nt
Organism: Cyphellophora europaea CBS 101466
Lineage: Eukaryota; Fungi; Ascomycota; Eurotiomycetes; Chaetothyriales; Cyphellophoraceae
Exons: 5
Coding region: 1-1491 (496 amino acids)
Biological process (GO): transmembrane transport
Cellular component (GO): membrane
Molecular function (GO): transmembrane transporter activity
Source: RefSeq, a predicted model, not a curated record
AUGGCCGAGAAAAGAGCCCAACCGCGCAGCUCGGCAUCAUCUUCGACUGACGUGAACUCAGAUCACCAACGCCAGGAUGUCCAACACGUCGAAAAAGAUGCCACGCAAACCGAAGGACAAUACGAACUAGAUCCGGUCAUGAACAAACGUGUUGUCCGCAAAUGCGACCGCCACAUCAUUCCCUGGCUGUUCGGAAUUUGGCUGUGGGCUUUCAUCGAUCGGUCAAACAUCGGCAAUGCCCGCAUCGAUGGACUCACAGAAGAUCUCGGUAUGAAAGGAACGCAGUUCAAUGUCGCCCUAGUCGUUUUCUAUAUUCCAUACAUUUUAGUCGAUGUGCCUUCCAACUGGGUCGUCAAAUAUUUCAAGGCCGGCCGCUACUUGCCCUUCCUGAUCACAGGAUGGGGCCUUGUUAGUACGUUCCUCGGCUUCACUAAGAGCUAUGGCGGCCUCGUGGCGGCCAGGGCUAUUCUUGGACUGUUUGAAGGAGGCCUGCUCGGUGGUAUGAUUGUCUACCUCGCCAUGUUCUACCGGCGACACGAGAUGCUGUACCGCAUCGGACUCUUUUACUGUGCCGCACCUCUGAGCGGAGCUUUUGGCGGUCUACUGGCCAGCGGGCUUGCACAGAUCAGUUCUGGUGGCUACAACGGCUGGCCGUGGAUCUUCUUCAUCGAAGGUACCAUUACAGUUUGCUUCGGCAUCCUCUCCUUCAUUUUCAUGCCCAACACGCCCGCCGAUGCAAAGUUCUUCACCGAAGAGGAGCGAUCCGUUGCGCAAGCACGUCUGAUGCUGGACGCGCAUGGCUCCACCACCAAGUCCGAUGUCAACGACGAGAAAUUCGAUUGGCACUGGGUCAAGAUGGCUCUGCUAAGCCCGAACACGAUCUUUUGCUCGCUCGCGUGGUUCUUCCUGCUCGUACCACUCUACAGCUUCUCCCUUUUCCUUCCGACCAUCAUCCAUGCUCUGGGCUACAGUGCCCUGAAGGCUCAACUAUUCACCGUUCCGCCAAAUAUGGCCGCUUUUUGCAUCGUUCUGAUCACGGCUGGCCUGUCCGACCGAUUCAAGGCUCGGGGUCCUUUCAUGAUCGGGGGCUGUCUUCUGGCAAUGAUUGGUUACAUCAUGCUACUUGCAGCGAGCCAGCCAACGGUAAGGUAUGGGGGCACGUUUUUCGUCGCGUCAGGAGUAUUCAUGGGUUCUCCAAUGGUGAUGGGUUGGCUAUCGAACAACACAGCCCCGCAUUUCGCAAGGGCAACAGCUAGCGGCUUUCAAAUCGCGUUUGCAAAUUGUGCGGCUUUCAUCGCCACUUUCACGUAUCUGCAGCAGGAUGCGCCCGACUACAAGCUCGGCCACAGCCUGAACCUUGGGGCCCUGGUCCUUUGCAUUUUGACUGUCGCGAGUGGAAUCUUCUACUGCAAAUGGGAGAACGCGAAGCGAGACCGUGGAGACAGAGAUCACCGUCUCCACGACCAGGAGGAGUCUCGACUGGGACAGUAA